Molecule: messenger RNA, 1041 nt
Organism: Penicillium brevicompactum
Lineage: Eukaryota; Fungi; Ascomycota; Eurotiomycetes; Eurotiales; Aspergillaceae
Exons: 4
Coding region: 1-1041 (346 amino acids)
Cellular component (GO): Golgi apparatus
Source: RefSeq, a predicted model, not a curated record
AUGAACGAUCAAUCCCACAAGGCCCCGAACCACAGCCGUCCUCUACUAUACGUUCCCAACACACUAUGGACGCGAUUAUUCGCUGCAACCGUCAUUACCGAGACAGUCCUCACAGUCGGAAUUGAAAGCUGGAUCCUGAUCAGUCUAUGGAACAAUCUCAGCGACGAUGGAAAGAGCCAGGGCCCACUGCGCCUCCAGUCAUUCCUGGGACUGUUUAUCUUCGCCUUGUUAUAUGAGCUCGGUCUCUCGUACGAUGCAUUACGCCGAAAGAACACCAUUCAAUUGGUCGGCCUCUGCGUCUGUAACCUGGGUCUCUUGACAUAUGGCUUUCUCCAGAUGCAGGAGAUUCAAUCGACCAUCAGCGGCAUGGUCAAUGACAAAACUUUUAGCGACCACUUGCUGGAGGUAUAUCGGAUCGAACUUAUCAUCGUCCCGGUCAUCUUGGGUGUCGGGACCGUGUGCAUGAUUUUCUUUACGUGGAAGUUGCGCGCGGAGUUCUCCUGGUCCAUCUACAAAAACAUCAGUGCCGAUUUACAGAUGAAGCGGCGAUACUUCACAUAUCAGGUGUACAUCUCACUCCUGAAAUUCGACUUUUUCUUCGUGUUUGGAAGUCAACUCCAAGUUCUUCUCGUCGUCAGUAAGGCCGAAGAUGCAGAUUUCAUUUUAAACGCCGCUUUAAUCCCGAUCACAAUUGCGACAUUGGUUCUCUCCGCUCAGUUUUGCAAGCGGGAAAAACGAAAAUCUCUCAUUCUUAUGAUGUUCUUUAUGCUUAUUAUCAUGGGCUGCUUUGUUCUUACAUUAUUCCGAAUGCAUAGCACAACGGACAGCGCCAACUUCAGCUCUGUCCGAAUAUCUCUGACCUUGUUUGCUGGAGUUUCAUUGCUGUUGAUGCUAGUUACGUUGAUUCUCUCCGUGAUGUGCAUUGUCAAUUUCAACAAAGGUCUGAAGCACCAUGUUAACCCUUCUAAAAAGCGACGGAAAAAUUCAGUUGCGUUGGAACUCCAGGAGAGUGAAACUCCUACGCGGUUCUUGCUGACCUAG